Messenger RNA from Exserohilum turcica Et28A, 519 nucleotides. RefSeq lists its product as uncharacterized. NCBI's taxonomy places the organism in Eukaryota, Fungi, Ascomycota, Dothideomycetes, Pleosporales, Pleosporaceae. Bases 1 to 519 code for a protein of 172 amino acids. The record is from RefSeq and is a predicted model, not a curated record. The transcript has a single exon.
AUGGCGAUGCAGCGCCCCGUGACGCCCUCGGCCGCCUACCACUCGGUGCCCCAGGUCGACGACCCAGCCCACCUCAGUCGAGGCUACGGCAGCGCCCCCCACAGCCACGCCGCCAUCAACGACUUCAGCCCCUCGUCGCCAGCCGCCCACCAUGAUCGCGAGCGCAGAGGCCGCUUCGACGAGGACUUUGACGCCCCCACGCGCGGCUCGUCGGUUGUCGAUGGCGACAUGCGCCCCCGCUCCGAGUCGCGCUCGUCGACGCUCAACCAGGGCCCCGCGCCCUCACGCAGCGGCACCCUCAAGAAAAAAGGCUCCAUCAAGCGGAGUGCCAGCAUGAAGCGCUCCGCCAGCCGAAAGUCGCUUCAUGCUGGCAGCAUUCGCGGCGUGCCCGUCGACGACCAAGACGGCGGCUACGACCGCGAGGACAGCGUCUUCUACACGCCUGUGCCCACAAAGGGCUCCCCUACAGACAUCCUAGCCGAACGCUUCCAGGGUACAUGGAUGCAAGUGAAUGAAUGA